Messenger RNA from Effrenium voratum, 1821 nucleotides. Lineage: Eukaryota; Dinophyceae; Suessiales; Symbiodiniaceae. The record is from the annotation of a GenBank genome assembly.
CUCAGCUCCGUCUGCGGCAGCCCGCGGUGCCCCACAAACGAAAGCAAAGGUGGCCAGCGGUUCUUUGAACGACCGUGGGCAACCGCACUCGCAACUUGCCGUCGGGCGGUUCGCAAAGACCGACCGCCUGCGGCUGUGGGUGCGCGGCUUGUUCGCCCGCGCUUCCCAUGGCGAAGCUGGAGGACAGGAUGGAGCAGGUGCUGGAGAGGCACAGGCUGGAGAUGAUGCGGCACCUGGAUGCUUGGCUGGAGAGUGUCGAGCAGAGUCUGGGACCACAGGUGAGGCCGAUGCCCUCAACGCCGACGCGGCAGAAGCGGCCCUCGCUGCGCUCCGCGCCCACGCGCGGCGAGGGGCUGUCCGACCGCAUGAACAGCUACGAUGCCGCCCGGCUAACCCACACGCGGGUGGUGGAGGCCUCGGCGGCGGCCUCGGCGGCGGCCACGUCGCAGGUGGAGGCCUUGGAGUCGAUCCCCGAGUCCCCGAAGGCCGCGGUUCUGCGGAGCUGGCAGGAGAAGGUCGGGGCCCUGAUGGCGUCCCAAACCUCCAGCCUCUUCUUCUCCAUGCUGAUCAUCACCAACUCCUUGUUCCUGGGCUUGCAGCUGGAAUGGCAGUCUGCGGCUCAAGACAUCUCCUCCGGGGAGGAGAUCUUCCUGGGGAUCCAUAUCGGCUACGCAGUGGUCUUCUCGGUGGAAGUCUGCCUCAGGCUUUUUGCGGAGGGCUUCUGGCCGUACGUUUGGCAAUCCUCGGACUGGGCUUGGAACUGGCUGGACAUCUUCGUCGUCAGCUCCACCUGGGCUGAGCUGAUUGCGCUUCUGGUGACCCCUGGCACUUCCACCAUGGGCGCCAACCGGAACUUGCGGGCCUUGAGGCUGCUGCGAAUCGGCCGCAUCGUGCGGGUGGUGCGGGUGGCGCGGGUGGCCAGGCUCUUCCGGUCUUUGAGGACCUUGAUCAACUCCCUCAUGGGCACGCUCAAGGCGCUCUUCUGGUCUUUGCUGUUGUUGUGCCUCAUUAUCUACAUGUUUGCCAUUCUCUUCACUGACGCGGUGCUAGAUCAUCGCGCAACAUCGGGCUGGUUGGAAAGCCGAGAUGAGGAGUAUUUGGCCAAGUAUUACGGGGGCAUGUACAACUCUAUCGAGACGUUAUUCAGGAGUAUUUCGAGCGGUCUGACUUGGGAGGAAGCAGCAGACACCCUUCGAGUCAUUGAGAAUGGCGAGUUUUGGGUUCAGCUGUUCCACUUUUACGUGGCUUUCUGCAGCUUUGCGGUCCUCAACGUCAUGACAGGGGUGUUCUGCAAUGCGGCGAUCAAAGCGGCUGAGAAUGACCAUGAGCUGAGGGUAUUGUCCCUGUUGCAAACACGCAAGGAGCUGACAAACCAGGUUCAAAACCUCUUCCACAAGAUAGACGAGCGCGGUGAGGGCCAGGUGACCAUUGGAGAGUUCGAGAAGCAUUUCGCCGACGAGUCGGUGAUGGGAUUCUUCGAGUCCUUGGAGAUUGGGGCCAUGGAUGCCUGGACCCUGUUCAUGAGCCUUAUCAUGCUCCGGAAAAAUGGUGACAACCACCUUUCAAGGCCUGGACAUGGACGGGGACCACACGAUCAGCGUGGAGGAGUUCACGGAGCGGUGCCUGAAGCUCCACGGCCCCGCGCGGUCCGCGGACCUGUUCGCGCUGCGCCAGGGCUCAGAGAAGUUUGGAGUUCAGCUUCUUAACAUCGAGGACAAGCAGCGGAAGCUGGAGAGGCAAUUGGAGCUGUUAGGUAGCGGGGUGCAGCGCGGAUACCUGUAAAUUACCACGAAGAACCUCCAGCAGCUACAGGAACAAGCA